Cyclopterus lumpus (lumpfish) is the source of this 1417-nucleotide messenger RNA. It is a transcript of the gene tmub1, whose product is annotated as transmembrane and ubiquitin-like domain containing 1. The transcript is spliced from 3 exons. Bases 159 to 998 code for a protein of 279 amino acids. Lineage: Eukaryota; Metazoa; Chordata; Actinopteri; Perciformes; Cyclopteridae. Gene Ontology annotation, molecular function: protein binding. The record is from RefSeq and is a predicted model, not a curated record.
CCGUCACGCUACGUUAGAACCACAGAAGAAGACGCGGCAGCAGAACCCGGAAGUGUCUGACGGAGCAGCCCAGCCUGAUUAGCCUGCAGGCUAACGCUCUCUGACAUGAGGUUUCUCAGCUGAACAGUGUGUGACCUCAGCGGGCGUUGCCGUGGGCGAUGGCUCUGAUUGAAGGAGUAGGAGAUGAGGUGACGCUGCUGUUCGGCUUCCUGCUGCUCCUUUUGGUGCUGCUGCUUGCCUGGAUCUCUACCCGCACCUCUGAGCCCCCAGAACACCUGUUCACCUCCGGCACAGGCUCCGCCCCUUCACUGGGGACCAGCCCCGUCCACCAGGACACCCCCCCCUCCUCCACCAACACCAUUUCCUCUUCAUCCUCCUCACCCUCGAGCUCUGUGAAUAACAGCUCUCUGACAGAAGCUCUGCCCACAAACACCUCCACCCAGGAGAAGGGGGAGGGGGCAGGGAGGCAGGAGGGGGGGGAGGGGAGAGGAGGAGAUGGUAUCAGAAAUAGAGGAGAAGGAGGAGGAGGAGGAGGAGAAGAAGAAGAAGAGUCUCAGAGGAACAUGGUGGUCAGACUGAAGUUUCUGAACGACACAGAGAGAACUGCUCAGGUCAAACCACAGGACACCAUUGGCUACAUCAAACGGACCUACUUUGCGGGUCAGGAGCAGCAGGUCCGGCUCAUCUAUCAGGGUCAGCUGCUGCAGGACGACGCUCAGACUCUUGCCUCUCUGAACCUGGUUCAUAACUGCGUCCUGCACUGUCACAUCUCUCAGCACGCCGGUCGGGGAGUGGCCGGGGGGCCGCGGCCUGCCGACCAGGUGCAGGUUGCUCUGAACGUGGGCAGCCUGAUGGUCCCCCUGCUGGUCCUCAUGCUGUCGGUGCUGUGGUAUUGUCAGAUCCAGUACAGGCAGUUCUUCACUGCCCCGGCCACCGCCUCGCUGGUCGGCGUCACCAUCUUCCUCAGCCUGGUGGCCUUCGGAGUCUACCGCCGCUAGGUGCUCUCUGAUUGGCUGCUGCCUCUGCCUGUGUGGUGAUGUCGGCAGUUCAGGCGCAGCUCUCUCUCUGUGACCUCUGACCUCAGAGCCUCAAGAGACUUGAAACAGACACUGAUAGUUCAUUUAUUUUUAUUUUUUCUGUUGCCAUGAAGACGCUGAGUGUUAUGAGGACUUUCAUUUUAAUUUGUUUGUUUUUUAGAUCACGUUUCUCUGUAGGUUUCUCAUCAUCGUGCCUCGUUUACUUUCUGGUUUGUUUGGUUCUUUCUGCUCCUGGAGGUUUCAGACCAGUGCCAGACUGUAGCCCGGACCAGUACCAGCCUGUAAACCCGACCCGUCUGUCUGCUGGAUGGAAAGUCUUUUAUGUCAAUUACAGCUUUUGAAGAGAAAGACAUUCUAUUAAAUGGUUUAUUUAUCUUGUU